Arabidopsis lyrata subsp. lyrata is the source of this 1213-nucleotide messenger RNA. RefSeq lists its product as uncharacterized. Bases 1 to 1080 code for a protein of 359 amino acids. Lineage: Eukaryota; Viridiplantae; Streptophyta; Magnoliopsida; Brassicales; Brassicaceae. The record is from RefSeq and is a predicted model, not a curated record. The transcript is spliced from 8 exons.
AUGAGUGACAUUAUGAAAGUCAAUAUGCAUUAUGCUGGAUAUGGUUCUGUGAAAGAAGAUGUCUUUGAUUACAGAGGUGGUUUAGUGAAGGAAGACAUGGUCAUGGACCCUGAUUAUGUGACUUGGUCCAUCUUUGACGAAUUUUGUGAACAAAAUGGGAUUUUUGGGUUGGUGGAUAAGGUAUGCAUAUGUAAUAAUUUUUUUGAUUCUAAAUUACAGACAAAAUUCUGGUUCGAUAGACCGGAAGCAAGAAAGGACUAUGUGCUUAGUGUAUUAGGGAGCAGAUGUAAGGAUGUUAAACGUAAUCUUUGGAUGAUCUACAAACGAAAUGAUCGAAGUGAAACAAUGCUAAAUCGUCCCACCGUAGUACCAGAUGAUCAGUGGCGAAAUUUUGUGACAGUGAGAUUCACUGAAAAAUGGAAGAAUAUGCGAGAACGGAAUAUCAAGAACCAAAGCAAGAAUACUAUACCACAUCUUUGUGGAAGAAAGAGUUUUGCGAGGAAACGACGUGAAAUUGAAGAACAAACUGGAAAAACACCGUGUCGAGCAGAAUUUUUCAUUACAAGUCGCAUGAAACCUGAUGGAAGUUUUGUAUGUGAAGAGGCAAAAAACCGUGCGGAUGAACUCACACUCUUGAUGAGUCAAAAUCCUUCAGCUGGAGGGUCAAACAAUAUCACCGCAAGUUUGGAUGAUGAAUACUCCAAAGUAUUUGGUCCAGAGCGUUCAGGACGCGUCCGUUGUGUCGGACGUGGACCUACACCUUCAAAAUUGCCGAAAUGUUCUCCUACUCCAAUAUUAGAUGCAACAAAUUCCGAAGCUGUUGAGUUGAGGUCACAAGUUUCAGGGUUGCAAAGCCAAGUCCAGAACUUGGCUGGGAUUAUUCAACAAUUAGUUGGUGCCUCUACUACUCAGACAACUGAAUCGACAACUGGAUCGACGCCAAAUUUAGCUACUCUGUUAGCAAACUUGGCCAAUCAGCCAAAUUUUACUACUAUUUUAUCGAGCUUGGCCAAUCCACCAAAUUCUCAGGCAAUGGAAGAAGGACAUGAAAAUCGGAACGUGGGCAACUCCGGUACUUAGGAUUACAAGAUCUGGUUAUAUUAAGUUCAUUAGCUAUAUUUCUUUGUGGAUUAUGUGUUUGUUUUCUUUAAACAGUGAUAUCUACAUUUUGUUACAUUCAACUAGGUUUUAUAUUUGAUGCAUUUUUAUUUUA